AUGCUGUUGUUAUUGUUCGCAUGCCUCUUUGGCACAGCUUUCCCCCACAUGAUCCUCUCCUAUCCCCCGGCCCUACGGUGGAGAGGCAACCCAUAUUCCGGAAACGACGCUGACUACUCUCUCACAAACCCUUUGAAACAAGAUGGAUCAGACUAUCCGUGCAAGGGUAGUCUCAAGCUUCUGGGGACACCAGAGGGAAUGCCGGUCGCCAACUGGAUAGCCGGACAGACCUACAACAUGACACUCGAAGGAGGGUCUACGCACGACGGAGGUUCCUGCCAGGCUGCCAUAUCAACAGAUGCUGGAGCAACAUUUCACGUCAUUCAUUCUUGGGAAGGCGGCUGCCCAGUCAGCGGCGCAGCAUCCAGCUCAUUUUCCUUCACGCUGCCCUCUGACACCACCUCGUCAAAUCAGGCCGUGUUCGCCUGGACGUGGUUCAACAAGAUAGGAAACCGGGAGAUGUACAUGAACUGUGCCGUGGUAACUAUAUCAGGUGGGCAAGCGGGAACACAACCGACUUCCUUUGCUGAUAGGCCCGGUAUUUUCGUCGCCAACAUCAACGGCUGCAAGAACACAGAGGGAGUUGAUACUAAGUUUCCUUCCCCGGGUCCGGAUGUUUCCGUCAAUGACCCUGCUGCUCAAAUCCCUGCAGGACCUGCUUGUACCAGCCCGAUUGUCUCGAGUACGCAGAGCGCAUCCUCGAGUGUCUCGGGUGCACCAAGAAUUUCGCCGAACGCGUCCACGAGUUACAGUCUCAAACUCAGCGUAGGUUUACAAGUCGGUUUGAGUUUGAUGCUUAGUUCUCCUUUGGUUCGCCUACUCGCACUCGUCUAA
Messenger RNA from Diaporthe batatas, 834 nucleotides. RefSeq lists its product as uncharacterized. Bases 1 to 834 code for a protein of 277 amino acids. NCBI's taxonomy places the organism in Eukaryota, Fungi, Ascomycota, Sordariomycetes, Diaporthales, Diaporthaceae. The record is from RefSeq and is a predicted model, not a curated record. The transcript has 2 exons.